Molecule: messenger RNA, 299 nt
Organism: Gongylonema pulchrum
Lineage: Eukaryota; Metazoa; Nematoda; Chromadorea; Rhabditida; Gongylonematidae
Source: the annotation of a GenBank genome assembly
UUGUACACGUAUUUAUAUGUGUACAAAUGCCGAAAAUUUGCAUAUUUUAGCAAGAAAGACCUGAGGAAGAUUCCGUACAGCUCAAUCCUGAAAACGCCAGCAGUCUGGGCUGUAUGGAUUGCUGCACUGGGAAAUUUUACCUGUGUCAAUAUGCUCUUCCUAUUUUCGCCUCUGUACAUCAGCAAAGUGCUCGGAUUUGAAAUACACCAUACUGGUAUCACGGCAGCAUUUGGCCCGUUCGCUCAGUUCCUCGCCAAAGUUUGUGCAGGUCAAUUAUCGCUGUUGCCGGUUCUUUAAGC